This is a messenger RNA of Cryptococcus wingfieldii CBS 7118, 1890 nucleotides long. Its product is annotated as major facilitator protein. The record is from RefSeq and is a predicted model, not a curated record. NCBI's taxonomy places the organism in Eukaryota, Fungi, Basidiomycota, Tremellomycetes, Tremellales, Cryptococcaceae. Gene Ontology annotation, cellular component: membrane; Golgi apparatus. Bases 1 to 1890 code for a protein of 629 amino acids. Gene Ontology annotation, biological process: retrograde transport, endosome to Golgi. The transcript is spliced from 9 exons.
AUGUCCAGCCUAUCUUCCAUCUUGCUGCUGUGGUGCAGCCUGAUCAUCGCAUGCUAUGGGUUCAGAGUCCCCAUUAGCGAUACCGACAACCUGCGAGAAGUAUGUUCGGGAAUGUAUGGAGGCAAGGAGGCCUAUAUAGAUAUGGCAUUCGAUGAAUCCUCGUCAGGCCAGGUUGCAUUGGUGAUCUAUGAAUGGUCCGACGUCCAGUACUUGGGUGCGCAGGGAGACGAUGACCUCAGAACAUAUAUCUGUACCACCUCGGCUGUCCGUUCCGGGCUUUGUACCGACUCCAACAUGGGCGGAUUCAUCACUACCUACCCCGAAGGUGUUGACACCAACGCCACCAGCAUCUUCACCACCCCUCUCCGCUUUUCGAACGUCUUUUCCUCCAUACCCUCAUCGGACGAGGACGAAUCAGUCGAGGCGUCAGCCACUACGUCUGCAGAGUCUGCUGAAGAGACUGGGAGUACAGAGUCUGAGAGCGAGGAAGAGUCGGCAGAGGGUUUGGAUGCGGAGAACGAGUACGAGGAGGCUGCAAAGUUGGCAGAGUCGGUGGGAGAUAUUGAGGAGCGAAGGGUGACUGCUAGAGACAGGGAAGGUGUGGCACCCCUCUACACCAGCCCGAUCACCUACGCCGUGCCCAAGACCGGGUACUACUGCGUUGGCAUCGUGCCCGUCACAUUGGUCAACUCCAAGCGAGACCUGACGAAGCGAGAGGCGACUCAUGCCGAGUAUUCUGGUGUUGUCUUGUUCAGAAACACGUUUGAGGGAGAGUUGCCUGCUGUCGAGUAUCCCAAGAUCGGCUUCUAUCUGUCUCUUAGCAUUGUCUACUUUUUGCUCGGCUGUGGCUGGGCAUACUUUUGCAGUAAACACCACCGCGAGCUGCUGCCCAUGCAAUACUACAUAUCCGGCACCAUCGUCUUCCUCGUCAUCGAAAUGCUCGCCCAAUUCGCAUACUACCGCUACAUCAACAAGAAUGGCGGUGGCGCCACCUCCCUCGCCUUCCUCUUUGUCAUUGCCGUUCUCAACGCUGCGCGAAACUCUUUGAGCUUCUUCUUGCUGUUGAUUGUCAGUAUGGGGCUGUCGGUGGUGACGCAGAGCUUGGGGACGGUCAUGACCAAAGUCAGGAUUCUGACUGCACUUCAUUUCAUCUUUGGAGUUGUAUACGCCGUUGGAACCGUCCAAGUCGAGAUCGACAACGCCUCCCUACUCACUGUCCUACUCCUCAUCUUCCCCCUCUCCCUCACCCUCACCGCCUUCCUGAUGUGGAUCAUCGUCUCCCUCAACGGCACCAUACUGCACCUCCAAGCCCGCAAACAGCGUUACAAGCUUCAAAUGUUCCAGCGUUUGUGGCGGAUCUUGGUCGUCAGCGUGAUUGCUGUGGCGGCAUUCUUUGUCGUCUCGAGUAUGAGUCUGUCCAAUCGUUUGGAUGAAGAUUACACCCCAAGCAGCUGGAAAUACCGCUGGAUCCUCCUCGACGGAUCGCUCGCCACCAUCUACCUCCUCGCCUUUGCCGCUAUCGCCUACCUCUGGCGUCCCACGCGCGACAAUCUCCAAUUCUCCAUGUCCCAAGAACUCGCCCAAGACGAGGCGGACGCAGAUGCCGAAGACUACGAGUUUGACGCUCUCGACCUCGAAUCCGGUCGAGGGCGUGGUAUGGGGCACCAGCCUCUGGGGCAGGAUGAUGACGAUGAGGAGGAGGAGGAUGUGAGAAAGGGGCUUGUUAGGGGUACGCAUGGGGUCGGGGAGGAGAAUGUCGUUUUUGCUAUGGGAGAUGAUAGUGAUGAAGAAGAGGAAGGGAGGAGGAGCAAGGGUGGGUAUAGAGAUAGUGAGGAGGCGGGUGGGAGCCGUAGAGCGUCACCGAGUGAGAAUAAGGGCAAGAAUGAUUAA